GUUAUAAAGAAAUUAAGGGCGUCUUUGCACUUAGAUGAUCAACCAUCGAUCAAUCAUUAAUCCGCCCAUGUAUGAAUUGAUAUUCAUCACAUCGACAACGAUUAUCAUCUCAUCAAAAGGCUUUUUGACAAACAACAAUUGACGAUCGCUUUCCUCUAAAGCCGAAUAGCAAGCGCACGAAAAGAUCGCGUUUCAGCUCGAGAAUUAUUAUCAGCCCUUUUCAAUUCGCAACACCUUUCUCGAUAAAGUUCACCCAUUCAGAUAGACCAAUACAAGAACUGAAACAUCAUGUCUGGCUAUAGUGCAGGUGGUGGUAUGGGCUCACUUACUCCAUCACGUAGAGCACCACCCGUUCCAGGCGCAACAAGUGGAAAUGGUGGUCUAGGGAGUGUUGGUAGUGCACAUGGCAGCGGCGCUCCUUUGGCCAACAAAUCAUUGCAUAACGAUCCUUUCUUACCUCCUCUAGCAUCAUCUUCACAAUCUUCCGGAUUUACAGGAUCAACGGGUUUGGGAGCAGGUGGUGGUAGCUAUACAGGCCCUUUGCGUCCCGCAGGACCGGGUGCUGUUGCCAACAAUGGUGGACCGGCCAAUUGGGGAGCAAGCGGAGGAAGUGGUUUUGGCUCACCCACUGGUGGUUCAGGCGGCGUUGGUGGAAUUGUUAGAAAAGGAUGGGUCAGCGUAAAAGAAGAUGGAAUUCGAAGUUGGAUUUGGAGCAAACGUUGGUUGGCAUUACGCGAACAGACGUUAACCUUCCACAAAAAUGAAAGUUCUUAUCAAGCUGUUGCACUUAUCUUUCUCAAAGAAAUUGUCAAUGUCACAAGAACUGAUCUGAAACCAUAUUGCUUGGAAAUCGAAUCAAAGGAUCGCACAUUCUUCUUGCAACUCAAGAAUGAUGAAGAAUUGUACGGCUGGCAAGAUGAUAUCUACAGUAGAUCACCUUUAAUGGGCGUUUCUUCCCCUACCAACUUCGUACAUCAAGUUCACGUAGGAUUUGAUCCUGUUUCCGGUGCAUUUACCGGUUUACCCGAGCAAUGGACACGUCUUCUCACAACAAGUGCCAUCACUAAAGAAGAUUAUGCAAAGAAUCCUCAAGCUGUCUUGGACGUUUUGGAGUUCUACACUGAUAUCCAAAAGCGUGAACGUGAUGAUUUCGGUUUGGGAACUCCUACGAUGAAUUUACGACCCGGAGGUAAUACAGUAGCAACUAACAAAGCGCCAGCCAGAUUCGGAGCGGGUACAGGGUAUGCUGGCAGUGAGGCAAACGACGGUAGAGGUCUUUCUCAAUCUUCCAGUGCUGGUUCAGGAAUGACUGCAAACAAUGGAUAUGGCAGCAGAAGCCAUGCUGAUGGCAGUCAAACAAGUCUUCGUACACCCCACGAACAACCAACAAGGUCUAGAAGUCCAAGUAACGCAUCUCAGGCUCAACCUAGACCUAGCUUGUCAUCUCGUGAACAAAGUUCUUCCGAUGACAGAAUAAUGACAGCAAGCCAAAUGCGUACAGGCGGAAGCUCUUCCUCUUCUUCAGCUAAUCGACCUGUACCACCAUCACAGUCUUCAGGCUCUCGGAAUGCAGGAGCAAGUGGCGCACAAGGCACAUCUGGAUCAUCAUCGAAUGAUUUGGUCGCAAGUCGAAAAGCACCCGCUGCUCCUGGUGGCAGCUCUACAACUUCUUCAUCCACUCGACCACCUUUGCAACAGUCUACAUCAAACGAUUCGGCUAAACUAGCUCGUGAAGCAGACAAAGCAGUGGCAGCCUUGAAUUUAAAGGCAAAAGAGAUGAAGAUUGACUCCGCAUCUCCUGCUAAGCCACCUCCAAAGGAUACCUCAUCUGCAAGCAAAACUUCUGCUCCUUCGGCGACAAAGCCUGGUCCACCACCUGCACCUUCAGCUGGAACGGCAACGGGUGUGAAGCCUUUGCAAACAUCUAAGAAAGAUGGUUCUUCCAAGAAGGAGUCAGAAAGACGGAUUAGCACGAUGACCGAAGCACAAAUUAUGGAAAAGUUGCGCAGCGUUGUCAAUCCGCAAGACCCCAAUGCGUUGUACUCCAAGAUCAAAAAGGUUGGUCAAGGUGCAUCUGGAAAUGUGUACGUGGCCAAGACAUUGGCAACAGGACAACGUGUUGCUAUCAAGACUAUGGAUCUUGCACAACAACCUCGUAAAGAAUUGAUUGUGAAUGAAAUUCUAGUCAUGAAGGAAAGUCAACAUCCUAACAUUGUCAACUUCUUGGAUUCUUAUUUGGUCAAGAAUAAUGAAUUAUGGGUCAUUAUGGAAUACAUGGAAGGUGGUGCACUUACAGAUAUUAUUGAUAAUAAUAAUGUGCUAGAGGAAGAUCAAAUUGCUGCAAUCUGUUUGGAAACAUGCAAAGGUCUCGAACAUCUACAUGCCCAAAGUAUCAUCCAUCGUGAUAUCAAAUCAGACAACGUUUUGUUGAAUGCUUCCGGUCAGGUAAAGAUUACCGAUUUCGGUUUCUGUGCUAAAUUGACCGAUCAAAAGUCAAAGCGAGCAACUAUGGUCGGAACUCCGUAUUGGAUGGCACCCGAAGUUGUUAAACAGAAGGAGUACGGUGCAAAGGUUGAUAUUUGGAGUUUGGGUAUUAUGGCCAUCGAAAUGAUUGAGAAUGAGCCACCAUACUUGGAUGAAGAGCCAUUGAAGGCAUUAUACCUUAUCGCCACAAACGGUACACCGACGUUGAAAAAGCCAGAAAAGCUAUCGAAAGAAUUAAAGGGCUUCUUGGCUGUCUGCUUGUGCGCAGAUGUGAAAAGUCGAGCAACAGCGGAUGAAUUAUUGCAACAUCCAUUCCUACAGAUGGCAUGUCCAUUAUCAAGUCUAGCGCCCCUAUUACGGUUCCGCAACAAAUCUGAUCGUUGAUGUACACAUUCCAAUUCACGCAUUCCCCUUCAUUUUACGAUAAACCUCAACUGCGAAUAUCCUCCCUCUUUUUUUUGCGCGA
Meira miltonrushii is the source of this 2950-nucleotide messenger RNA. Its product is annotated as Pkinase-domain-containing protein. Gene Ontology annotation, biological process: regulation of MAPK cascade; protein phosphorylation; intracellular signal transduction. Gene Ontology annotation, cellular component: cytoplasm. Lineage: Eukaryota; Fungi; Basidiomycota; Exobasidiomycetes; Exobasidiales; Brachybasidiaceae. The coding region runs from base 289 to 2868 and encodes 859 amino acids. The transcript has a single exon. Gene Ontology annotation, molecular function: protein serine/threonine kinase activity; ATP binding. The record is from RefSeq and is a predicted model, not a curated record.